CGUAUACACUUACUUGCAUUAUAAAACCUGCAUCGUCACAAUUUAUUGGCAGCUAACUCUCACCAACGCAUCGUUCAAUGCGCUUCCCCUCUCUCGUGUCCGUGGCCUCUGCCAUCGCCCUUGCCUCUUUGGCAUCAGCUGACGUUGCCGAGUCCUCCGAUGUGCUCGUCCUUACAAAGGACACCUUUACUUCUGCUGUCAACUCAGAACCUUUGAUUUUAGUCGAGUUCUAUGCUCCAUGGUGUGGCCACUGCAAAGCUCUAGCUCCCCACUACGAGGAGGCAGCCACCACACUCAAAGGGAAGGACAUCAAGCUUGCCAAAGUCGACUGUGUCGACCAGGCAGACCUUUGCCAGUCCCAUGGUGUCCAGGGUUACCCCACCCUCAAAGUCUUCCGCAACGGUGAACCCACCGAAUACUCCGGUCCGCGAAAGGCAGAUGGUAUCAUCAGCUACAUGCUCAAACAAAACCUCCCUGCCGUUUCUGACGUCACCGCCUCUAGCCUCACUGAAUUCCAAAACGCCGAUAAGCUCGUUGUCCUCGCCUACGUCUCCUCCACCACAAAGGCCCCCGCACCUGAAUUCAGUGCAACAGCGGAAAAGCUCCGCGACGAGUACCUCUUUGGUAUCACCUCUGACGCUGCAGCUAUCGCAGCCGCAGGCGUCACUCCUCCCGCUAUCGUCGUCUACCGCAACUUUGAUGAACAUAUCACCGAGUACCCGCACCCGCCAUCUGCAGUUAUUACCGCUGAACUCGAAGCAUGGAUUCAGCAGCUGUCCAUCCCUAUCCUUGGUGAGGUGAACGGAGAAACGUAUGCCAUGUACGCCGGCAGCGGUAAACCCAUCGCAUACUUGUUUUUGGACCCUACAGACGAAAAGAAAGACGAGACGCUCGCUGUUCUCAAGCCUGUUGCUGCCAAGUACCGCGGCAAGAUCCACUUUGUUUGGAUAGAUGCGACCAAGUUUGGCGACCAUGCAAAGGCUUUGAACCUUGCUGAACCCAAAUGGCCGAGUUUCGUUAUUCAGAACCUGGAGGAUCAACUCAAGUACCCUUAUGACCAGAGCAAGCCUAUAGAGGCUGAGGCUGUGUCUGCUAUGGUCGGCGAGUACCUCGCUGGGAAGCUUCUUCCUAAGCUCAAGAGCCAGCCCAUUCCUGAGAGUCAGAAUGAGAGCGUGUUCACGCUCGUUAGUGAACAGUUCGAUGAGGUUAUGUAUGAUGAUUCCAAGGAUGUGUUUGUUGAAUUUUAUGCUACAUGGUGCGGUCACUGCAAGCGCUUGAAGCCCAUCUGGGAUUCCCUCGGUGAUCACUUUGCUGACGUGAAAGAUCAGUUGGUCAUUGCAAAGAUGGAGUCCCAAGAAAACGAUCUCCCAGCUUCAGCCCCAUUCCGUAUCAGCGGAUUCCCCACCCUCAAAUUCAAGCCUGCAGGAUCGCAGGAGUUCCUUGAAUAUAGCGGGGAUCGGGAAUUGGAAUCUCUCAUUGCGUACGUGCAGGAGCAUGCCAAGAACAGCUUGAAGCCUUCUGUCAAGGCUCCUGAAAACGAGUCGCAGGCCACGUUUGAGGCACCGCGGGAGGCUCACGAUGAACUGUAAUUUGUGCGCAGCAGUCUUACCUCUAUUGUUAUCUUAUCUCUUGCAUGCAUUCAAUAUUCGUGGGGA
Molecule: messenger RNA, 1655 nt
Organism: Suillus plorans
Lineage: Eukaryota; Fungi; Basidiomycota; Agaricomycetes; Boletales; Suillaceae
Product: thioredoxin-like protein
Exons: 6
Coding region: 78-1589 (503 amino acids)
Biological process (GO): protein folding; response to endoplasmic reticulum stress
Cellular component (GO): endoplasmic reticulum
Molecular function (GO): protein disulfide isomerase activity
Source: RefSeq, a predicted model, not a curated record